This is a messenger RNA of Rubroshorea leprosula, 852 nucleotides long. The record is from the annotation of a GenBank genome assembly. Lineage: Eukaryota; Viridiplantae; Streptophyta; Magnoliopsida; Malvales; Dipterocarpaceae.
AGAAGCGAAUUGGGAUUAAGCUAUAGUCACCGGCCGGCGGAGCAGAGCGCGUGUGUUGUUCCUGGUUCUUCCUUCCUCGUUCUCACUCAGUCACAGAUCAAAAUGACAUUUAACCAAAAUCAAAAUGGCAAGACCUGUAAAUUCUCAUUAACAUAAAGCCCUUUUCCUGAAAUAACACAGCUACAUUUCAGCAAUUGGUUUGGCGCCUUUCUCUUUGUUUCCCGCGCGCUUCCCAUUCAAUAAACCUCCUUUCCUCUGUGUCCAUCCAAUCCUAAAACUCACAAUUUGUGGAAUCGGAGAAGAUAGAAGAAGCAGGAGGAGGAUGUUUUCUUCGCAGACUUUCUUGGCUCGGAAGGGUCGCCUCGGCACCGUCUGGUUCGCUGCCCAUCAUAUGCAGCACCGUCUCAAAAAGUCUCACUACACCUCCACUGAUAUUCCCUCCACCGUCGAGCGCAUCCUGUACCCAGACAUCCCCAUUGCACUGAGGAUGUCAGGCCACCUUCUAUUAGGCGUUGUGGAUUUGCCGGAUAAUGAAAACCAAGCUCCAGUUCAUGCUAUUACUCUGCCGGAGACAUUUAACCUUGAUGCUUUGGAACUUGAUGAUGAUGAUAUAUACACUGAGGGGAGCCCAGAUAGUCAUCUCAGGUAUGAGGAAGACAUCAGACUACCAGACCAAAUUCCUACUGGAGCAAAUCCUUGUAUUGCCAUAACUUUUGAUGAGGUUAGUCAAUUCUUUUCUAUCUGUUAAAAUUGGAGUCUUCAUUUGCUUCGUGUUGAUCAAUUAUUUGUUUUUGGCUAUGUGAAUUGCAAUUUCACCUAUGGAAACAUCUGUAUAUGUAGGAUAUGAUGGAU